AUGCACGAUGAAGACUUCAUGACAAAAUGUGGGGAGUGGCUUCACAUGCAACCACCUAGUGAAAGGUCACCUGAGCGCUUCCAACGGCACCUGAACAACGAUGUCAUACCACUGCUUACUGGGGCAGUUAAGGCCAACGUGUCGGAAAGUACGGCUCGCCGCUGGAUGCAGCAAGUUGGAUAUCGAUAUGGCCUCUGGAAGAAGAACGUUUACACCGACGGUCACGGGCGUGAUGAUGUCAAGUCAUACCGCGAGACGUUUUGCAAAUCAUUCCAUGGCUUUGCAACCAGGAUGCGUUACUACUGUGGCGACGGCAUGGCAACGGUGGAGCAUCCUAGAACAACAAAUGAGUCCGAGAUUGUUUGGGUUGCGCACGAUGAGUCAGUGUUUUGCGCCAAUGAUGAUGGCGGCAAAGACUUCUUGUGCCCAUGCCACGGCCGCUUGUACAACAUGGUGAACGGCGUCAAGAAAUACACGACUCAAACGCUGCACGUCGGCUCGAACAACGAAGGAUAUUGGACGUGUGAGUACAUGAUCAAACAAAUUCAAGAGGAAGUGGUCGCAGCAUUCAACGAAAUGCACCCGGGAGGGAAGGGAUACAUUACCUUUGAUCAGUCGACGAAUCAUGCAGCCUUCGCCCCUGAUGCGCUCCGUGCCUCGAAUACGAGUCUUAAACCGGGUAGCGCCCAAACACUUCUUCGUCCUGGACGACUGCUGGAUGGAACAACUCAAAGUAUGGUCUUUGAAAAACAAGUACUCUUAGAACUUGGAUACGACGUCAAGUUGUUGAAGCUGUCUCUCUUUUGCAAACAAACGCACCUCAAUACAUGCCAAAGCGACGUCCGCAUGUGCUGUGCGCGCCAUUGCAAGGCUUCCCAAAAAGACUUUCGUGCCCAGCUGUCCCUAUUGGAAGAGACAAUAAUCAGUGCUGGUCACAUUUGCGCAUUCCUACCCAAGUAUCAUUGCAAAUUGAAUCCGAUCGAAUCGUUCUGGGGGGCGCCAAGCGCUACGAGGAGUCACUGCGACUACUCGUUCGAAGGGUUAAAGACUUGUGUCCCUCAAAGCCUUGAUUUCGUACCUCUCACGUCCAUCCGCAAGGUUUUUCGCCGCUGUGCCCAUUUCAUUGAAGCCUACAGCUUCGAGUAUGACUACGAGUUAACAAGGUUCGCGCACACCAAGUACAAGAGCCACAGAUGA
Aphanomyces astaci is the source of this 1197-nucleotide messenger RNA. RefSeq lists its product as hypothetical. The record is from RefSeq and is a predicted model, not a curated record. The coding region runs from base 1 to 1197 and encodes 398 amino acids. Gene Ontology annotation, molecular function: nucleic acid binding. The transcript is spliced from 2 exons. NCBI's taxonomy places the organism in Eukaryota, Oomycota, Saprolegniomycetes, Saprolegniales, Verrucalvaceae.